AUGGAGCCUCAGCCUUCUAUCGAAUCGUUACCUAACGAGAUACUUAUCUCUGUCCUCUCUCACUUGCCGACUCGCUCGUUACUUCCACUCUCGUCUAUAAGCCGCCGAUUUUACUUUGUGACGCAGAGCAUUCUCCGUCAACGCCUGAAACGUGCCACUUCCUCGUUAUCUUCCGACUACCGUUUGAUUCUUGAGUGCUAUCAUCCUGCUGCUGCGCUCUCCACGCCGUAUCUCUUCUGCAACUACCUUCAUACCGAUAUUGUGGAUGGGGGGUAUCUGUGUGAGCCAGUUGAUGAGGAUGCUCCUUCUAUUUCUCCAGAGCCACACGAUUGGUCUCUGUCAAGACACAGAAUUGAGAACAUCUACUCACAUUUCCGACCAGUAGUGCAGCAAGAGAAUAGGAGUGGUAGAGUGAGGUAUCCACGGCGACAGCAGCAGCAACAACAGUCGAAUCGGGCGCAGCAGGAAGAAAGGCUUGAAGAAAAAUACCCUUACCAGGACAUCGAGCUGGGGCUUGGCGAGUUGUUUUCACAGCUCUGUACCGUGACCAAUCUCGUCCGGCUGAGGCCUCGUCCAGGUUUGUUCCUUACUCACGUCAACGUGAGUGACAAUGUGAUCCGUGUGGAGCGUGAUUGGCUGGCUGCGCAGGCGAAAGCAGAUGAGUCGAGGAUUUUGUGGGUUGACGAGAAGUACACUGUGGGCUUGCGCUUCCGAGUCGAGGAACGGGACGUCCGCGAUCAACACCCUGUCCUAGCAGCUGCCGAUGAGGAGCUGCCAGCCGUCUACCGUCUCGAGUUUGAGGAGCUACUAGUCCGGGCCGGCACCAUAUUGUUGAUGGUGGAAAAGUCGGAGGUGCAACGUGAUAGCGCCACUGAAGGUAACGCCGUUGUGAUUGCCUUUGAUGGAUGA
Molecule: messenger RNA, 909 nt
Organism: Thermochaetoides thermophila DSM 1495
Lineage: Eukaryota; Fungi; Ascomycota; Sordariomycetes; Sordariales; Chaetomiaceae
Exons: 2
Coding region: 1-909 (302 amino acids)
Molecular function (GO): protein binding
Source: RefSeq, a predicted model, not a curated record